Magallana angulata is the source of this 4542-nucleotide messenger RNA. RefSeq lists its product as uncharacterized. Gene Ontology annotation, cellular component: plasma membrane. Bases 129 to 3767 code for a protein of 1212 amino acids. The record is from RefSeq and is a predicted model, not a curated record. Lineage: Eukaryota; Metazoa; Mollusca; Bivalvia; Ostreida; Ostreidae. The transcript is spliced from 7 exons. Gene Ontology annotation, biological process: phosphatidylserine exposure on apoptotic cell surface; engulfment of apoptotic cell; apoptotic process involved in development.
ACGGUGAUAAAAUAAAUUUCCGGAUUUUUAUUCCGGACUUGAAUAGAUUUUAACUAUUAUGUAUACCCAAGAUGGCAGCUAGUGUGCGCCAAAAUUUGAAAUAAUGAAUCGUUAAUACCAUUGUAACCAUGUAUAAGAAGACUUUUACACUAUAUGACAUAUUUGUGACAGUUUUGUCAUUUUUCUCAUAUAUACUAGACGUAGUAUCAGAUGUGGCUGUGAUAGUAGUCUUUUUCCUUGAUGGACAUGCUGUAUGGGGAGCUAUAUCACUGGCAUUUGUGGCACUUUCCACAUUUGCCAUGCAGAUUUUCAGCUUUUGUUGGCACGUUACAGAUGGGUCCAUGACAGUCAAGAACUUCUUGAUUCAUGCCUUUUUCUUGGCUCCUUUACACAGGUACUGGAGAGUAUUAAAGCUUGGAAUUAAGUCAAGAAGAACCAAAAGCCAUGAUGAUUUGGAUGCAGUUUACUGUGCUAACAAUGACAUCUGCUUGCUGCGACUAUUUGAAUCAUUUUUGGAGUCGGCUCCCCAGCUUUUGCUUCAGCUCUAUGUCAUCAUCACAUUCCAGCAUUUUGAUUGGAUUAUUGGAAUAUCGACCUUUUUUUCCUUGACAUCAAUUGCUUGGUCUGUGUCGGCAUACUCGGAUGGUUUGCGCCUGGCUUAUCAGACAGAGUAUAAAAGGAGUGGACUGACAAUGCUUGUACACACAUUAUGGCAAACAGCCAUGCUUAGUGGCAGAGUCCUUGCUAUUGUUGUAUUUGCAUCACAUUUCAAGGCUUGGACCUUUCUGGUUUUGGGAUUACACUGGUUGCUUAUGACAGCAUGGAUCACUGUACAGAACGCUGAUUUUGGUGAUACAGCUUGUGAGAAACGUAUCUUCAAUGCAGUGUCUGGCUUUAUCUACGUCUUUUGCUUCUUGAACUUGAAGGAUGGCUCUUCACGUAGGCGACUGGCAGUGUACUACAUUGUGUCUAUGGUAGAAAACACAGCUCUGGUUAUUCUGUGGUUUCUUUAUAAGAGUGAAACUUCACCAGAUUGGCUGAGCAUUGUAGCACCCACUGUCAUAUAUGGAGGAUUUGCCUUAGGUUCUAUCAUGAUGUGUCUGUAUUACUGUUGCUGCCAUCCAUCAAUGCCAAAAGUCAAACAGGAAAAAGAACAGGAAACAAACUGGUUCAAACGAAUUGUUGCAAUGAAGCGCCAGGAGCAUAGAGAUUCUUUCUUCAAUACAUCAGACUCAUCAUUUCGUAUCUCUGAAUGGCUAACCACAUCAGUAAACCUCAGCAAUUGUGACAGACAAAACAACAGUGUUCAACUAUCACUGAAUUCUGCUGUACCAGAUGUCAUUCCAGUGAGAAACUCUGCACGCUUUUUGAGUGGAAAAUCCUUAUCGACUUACCACAGAGCCCCUAGUAUAGAAUCUUCUCUGCAGGAAUCUGAUGGAAAUCUGACCCUUGAAUCAGGCCGUGUGUCAUAUAUCAGUGCAAGCAGCUCAAAACAAUUAAUACCCUCAAGCUCCAAAACGCUUUCUCAUAAAAUCAAAGCAGAAGUUAAUCGAGCCUUUUCUCGCGAUCAUGAUUCUUCCAGUGGACUUGUGUUGACACCUCAAGAUAGUCCACAAAGUUUUCAAAGUUGUAUGGAUUCAAGUAAUGAAAUAUAUACCAAUAAACAUUUCUCUCUAUUAAGCCAAAAGAAUGAUCAACAGCAAAAGAAGGAUAGUCCACAAAGUCUUCAGAGCUGGAAAGAGGAUGUGGCUACUGGUAGUGGAAGUUCUUCUUUUGAGUAUGGCAGGAACAAGUUGUCAAUGUCACCACUUGAUCCAGCAAAACUUUGGGAGCUGUCGCAACAGAGAAUUACUCUGGAACCUUCCAGUUAUUUCAAUGACUCUAAGCAACAAAGUGUUUCCCAACCAGCCAGAGAAAAUGAUUCAUGUCGCCUGACUUCUUAUUUUCCAACUCCUGUUGAUUCCAGUAUCAGUGGUACUAAGAGCUCUUUAGCUAGAACAAGCCAUCGUAGCACCACAUUUAGUGACUCUCAGUACAAUUCAAACUCGGAAGUUUCAGGAGAAAGAUAUGAUGGAAGCUACAGCUACAGUGGUACAUCCGGAAGUCAGUACCGGUCGCAGAGUAACACUGGAACGUCCGAUCAAGUGGAGUCCUCAGAAUUGUCCAAUUUCUUUGCUGAUAUUUCAUCCCUUCAUGUGCCUGUUCCCAGCCACGGUAGAUAUAUUUCUUCUGUGUCUGAUAUUACCGACCAAACGAAUGCUUCAUUUCCAUGGCCAGAUGACCAUGAGGUGUUUUAUGAUGAGGGUGACAUAUCAGAAAUGGUCUACAAGCAGAACAUAAGGGAAUCGUUGCAAGGGAAAAGCUAUAUGUAUCAUAUUUGCCAAAUUUCUGAUUUCACUCAAGCUGGUGAAACUCCAAGAAGGCUCUCCUACAGUGGACCAUCCAAUACAGACCCCCGUCCUAAUAGCAAUGGAAACCAAAGAAUUAAUUCCUUGCCUGGAAAUUCAUUUGAAAAAAAUAAAGAUGAUAGUGGAUAUCAUUUUUCAGAGACAGACGAAAACUCAAGUUCAAACAUCAACCCUUACAAAGGUGCUUUCAAUUUUGAAAAUCAUCAGAAAUUAAAUAAAGCAGUAAUAAUUAAUUCCUCAUCAAGUGAUAUGUCCCAAAUGAAAUCAGAUAACGCAGAGGGUGGGACUCCAAGAAGAAGGUCCCUUUUACCAGGUUUAAGCUAUUUGAUGAGCGAUUCGGAUACAAGCUUCAUGGAUAGCUCUACUGAGCCUGCAAAAUUUCAAGCUUUUACCCCUGAAGUGAAUGAUAGCCCAGAAAACUGUGAUAAAAAUGGCUACUACACAUCCUAUCAGAACAAAAAAGUCUCCCCAUUGCAAGUCAGCACUAUUGAGACAUCUCCUAUGCGAUUGGGAAGAAGUGUUGAUCUAUUUGAUUCCAGCAAGCUAGAGAUGAGUGAUUUGGAAACUCCAAAAGCUAUUUGCUUGAAGCCCCCUAUCAUUCCUCCCAUCUCAAGACUAGAAAAGCUGCAAGUGGUGGAUCUCAAGGAAUCCCCAUACAAAUUUCGAGGAAGAUCCCAAGACAAUGUACUUCACUGCUCUUCAAAUGAGAACGAAAGAGAUGAAUUGAGUAUAUCUGAUUUGACCGAAUCUCCUUACAAAUUCCGCUCCAAGUGCUCAGAUAAUAUCAUUCAGAGUAAAACUAACAGAAAAUUUUACACCAUUCCUGAAAAGAGGGUGGAAGGGGUGAAUAUCCCCCACAAAAGAAGUCAGGCUAGAUACAAUGACAAAGAGAACAGAGUCUUGGAUGAAAACAGACACCACACUGCACCAAUGUUAAGAAACAAAAAGAAAAAAGGAAUCAAAGCCAAAUCAGCAGAAAAACAUUCCAAACCCAAAACACAUGUCAGUGCCCUCAAGUACUCAUGUUAUGCCUAUUCAGAUACUGACUCUGAUGGAGACAUUCCAUCAGAUUUUAGUGCAAGAAGUCAUUAUGGAGAUGCAUCUGAACAGGAAUUUGAAUUCUCUCCAAUGAAAAGCUACAGAAGGGAAUCUACCAGUAGAACUGCUCUUAAGUCUGUGGAGAAUAGCCCCACCUUUUCUCCAAUAAUCACACCUGACCGUAUGAACAGGGAAAAGGUGUGCAAUGCUAAUGGGCCUCUCAUGAAACCAUUUGUCAGUACACCAGUACCAAGAUCUGCACAUGGGGGUUCAGAAAAUGCACUUUAUUUGGUUGAUGAACCCUCAACAAUAGCUGUGUAACCAUUUUGUUUCAUUUCAUUGUGAAAUAUCUGUUUCAACUGUACCAAAGUAUUAUUGCCAUUUAAAAAAAGCAUUCCUUAAAGAAAACAAGGUGCCAAUACUAUAUCUGUUCCUUUAUAAUUUUAUCUAACCUAUAUUAUUUCAAAUCUUAUGCAAGGGAUUUAAAAUAUUGAUAUGAAUUCUGUACACUUUGCAGUGUUUGUGAAAUGUAUUGUCAGCCUUGUUUGAAUGGGCAGUUUUACCAUAUCAGUUAUUCAUAUAUUUUAAUGAUACAUGUACUUGUAUCCUUAUUCUACAUUUCUUAAUGUAUCUAAAGACAGUAAAAAGUAAUCAAACCAAAUCAAUUUUUUUACAAGUAUGUGUAGGGUAAUAGAAUUAUAAUGAAUUAAACAUGUCCUGCACUUUUUAGUGCUUUUGCAUUACAAGACAAGGGCUUGUGAUAGAUUCCAGUGCAUAAAUUAUACUAUAGGUUUAUUGGCUUUGUCUCAGUAAUUAAAAAUUGUCGAGCUGGAUGUAUCUGUGAUUAAUGAAAUAGACAAUAUUAUUUACAUUGACAAACAAUUUGUUGAUGCACAAGGCUUCUUGUUAUUUGUUGUACCUUUAUAGCUUUUGUAGUCUGAAACAAUCUCUUUUGUAGAUUUUUAUGCAGUAGGCAGCUUUAUAAUACAAUCAUAUCAUGCUGGCAGGGUUUUUCUGUAUCAUUUUAUAUCUGUAAAUGUCAAUUUGUUAAAAUACCAGUAUCAUUUUAGUUUUUAAUAAAGAAAAAAAUAAUGUU